GGCGGAGACAUGCUCAGGGGCGGUGUCCCUGGUGCUAGUGGGCGGAGCUCUGUCGGUAAUGGCCGAGCUGCUCCUGCUCCCUGCUGACUUUGGGGACCGGGAUUCGCAGCGCUGCCGUCUUGGGCCACGGGUCUUAACCGCUCUGGGCCUCAGCCUGGGUGCACCACUGCGGGUCUGUUUACCGGGAGGCUCAGCUCUGUGCUCUGCUUGGCCACGGGCGGACCGGGCCGAGGGCUUCUUGCAGCUCGACUGCAAAUGCGUGAGUCCGGGGCUGUUAGAGAGACCUUGCCGGGGCCUGAGCUUGGGCCUCGGGCACCUAGAGCCCCUCUCCUGUGUUAAACUGAGGCGGGUCCGGGUGCGGGCUGUUCAGUCACAUGGACCCGGGCCCGGGCCGGUGGUGGCACAGCUGCUGCUGAAGGAGCUGCUGAGGGGGUUGUUCCUCUGCCCGGGGUUUGUGGUUACGGUAGAGCCGGAGGCCGCGGCCUGGCCUGGGUUGUUCCUGCUGGAUGUGGCCGCAGUAGAGCCGGAGCUGUGUCCCGGCAGCGUUGGCGUCCUGGGCCCCGGGACCCAGCUGGAGGUGGCGGAGCGGCUGAACCUGGAGCAGUUCCGAGCCCGAGGAAGGGGCCUGGACCUGGGCAGCCUGCAGCUGUCUGCUGCCCCGCUCCAGGAGAUGCUGAACCUUCCGCUUCGUUUCCCGCGGGCCCUGAACCGCCUCGGUCUGCCGUGCCCCCGGGGUUUACUGUUACUUGGGCCUCCGGGGGUGGGGAAAACGGCGCUGCUGCGCGCCGUGUCCCAGGAUUUGGCCGCUCCACUGAUCCUCGCCUCCCCCGCUACCCUCCGGGGCUCCCGGCCGGGGGAGAGCGAGCAGAGGCUGCGCUGUCUCUUCGCCCAGGCCGAAGCCCAGGCUCGGGCCGGGCCCUGCAUCGUCUUCAUCGACGACAUUGAGUCGCUGUUCCCCCGGAGGGCGGCGGCUGGGAGCCGGCCUGAGGACCGCCUGGUGGCCCAGCUCCUUACUCUGAUGGAUGGCCUGGAGCCUCGCACUCGCCUUGUCGUGGUAGCCGCCAGCAGCAGCCCCGAAGCCUUGGAACCCGCAUUGAGGCGACCCGGCCGCUUUGACCGAGAGGUUGUAAUCGGGGUUCCAACGACGUCGCAGCGCCGAUCCAUUCUGGAAGUAGUCACCUCAUCAAUGCCUCUUGGGGCUGAUGUUGAUCUGUCCUGGCUGGCAGAAGCUACAAGUGGUUACGUUGGUGCUGAUCUGACAGCCCUUUGUCGAGAGGCUGCUCUGCAGGUUGUGAGGCGCAGCUCUCAGGACGCAAUGAGCAAGAAAAUCACCUUUGCAGACUUCUGUGAAGCAAUGAAGAUUGUGCAGCCUUCCUGUCUGAGAAGCAGCAUCGGGCUUACUGGCUUCAAACCUGUCCAUUGGGAUCAAAUUGGUGGCCUGGAACAAGUCAAACUGAAAUUGAGACAGAGUAUUGAGUGGCCAAUGCUAUACCCGCAGGCAUUUGAGAGGAUGGGGGUGACCCCCACUCGUGGAAUUCUGCUGUAUGGACCCCCAGGGUGUGCAAAGACCACGCUGGUGAAAGCUGCAGCCUCCAGCUGCCGCUGUCCUUUCCUGUCGAUCAGUGGGGCAGAUCUCUUUUCACCGUUUGUAGGGGAUUCUGAAAAGAUUCUGGCUCAGGUUUUUCAGCAAGCUCGAGCUGUAGCUCCAUCCAUCCUGUUCCUGGAUGAAAUUGAUUCCAUCCUUGGAUCACGUUCACUUGAUGAAGCAAGUUGCCGUUCUGUUAAAGAGCGGGUACUCUCUGUUCUUCUUAAUGAGAUGGAUGGAAUUGGGCAGCCACUGAUUGGGAGGAGACACGCAGAAAGGAAAGUACCUGCAUCUGAAGGAAAUCAAAUGGAACAGACAAAAAAGUUUCAGGAGAUUUAUAACAAAGAUGUGAUCGUAGUGGCAGCUACAAAUCGGCCAGACCUAAUCGAUGAUGCUUUGUUGCGACCUGGAAGAUUUGAUCAAAUCAUCUCUGUCCCAUCUCCGGAUGCAAAUACCAGACUUUCGAUACUAAGGAUUUGUACUUCCAAAACUCCACUGGAUGAUGUAUUGUUGGAGAGGCUGGCAGCUGAGACAGCUGGCUUUACUGGAGCAGAUAUACAAAAUUUAUGCAAAGAGGCUGCUUUGCUGGCUCUUCAAGAAAAUGGACUGGAUGUUGCAACUGUGAAACAUGAGCACUUUCUCAAAUGUCUUCAGAGUUUAAAACCCUCUUUAAGUGGCCAGCAGUUACACUUCUAUCACCAUUUAUUUUCUACCGUGGCUCAGGAAUAACGUGAUUUUCACUACAAUCAAGAAGUAGCUACUAAUUCCACAAGGCUGAAGAACCAAAAUAGGUAGAAAUGUAAUUAUAUUAUGUAAAUGCAUAUUUCCUUUUAAUAGAGUCUCUUGAACAUCAAUAAA
Molecule: messenger RNA, 2443 nt
Organism: Stegostoma tigrinum
Lineage: Eukaryota; Metazoa; Chordata; Chondrichthyes; Orectolobiformes; Stegostomatidae
Gene: afg2b
Product: AFG2 AAA ATPase homolog B
Exons: 8
Coding region: 59-2314 (751 amino acids)
Molecular function (GO): ATP binding; ATP hydrolysis activity
Source: RefSeq, a predicted model, not a curated record